Messenger RNA from Falco peregrinus (peregrine falcon), 2924 nucleotides. It is a transcript of the gene GSTT4, whose product is annotated as glutathione S-transferase theta 4. Gene Ontology annotation, biological process: glutathione metabolic process. Gene Ontology annotation, cellular component: cytoplasm. NCBI's taxonomy places the organism in Eukaryota, Metazoa, Chordata, Aves, Falconiformes, Falconidae. The transcript has 6 exons. The record is from RefSeq and is a predicted model, not a curated record. Gene Ontology annotation, molecular function: glutathione transferase activity. Bases 61 to 846 code for a protein of 261 amino acids.
AGCGGGGCGGCCCCGGCAGAGCGGCGCAGGCGGGCUCCCCGCGGGCCGGGCCGCAGCAGCAUGGGGCUGGAGCUGUACCUGGACCUGCUCUCGCAGCCCUGCCGCUCCAUCUACAUCUUCGCCCGCAGCAACAACAUCCCCUUCGAGUUCAAGCAGGUGGAGCUCUUCAAAGACUCGGUGCUGGGGAAGAAGCCGGCGGCGGGGAGCGGCGCGGAGCAGCCCCGCGCAGGGCCAUCAAAUAGUGAGGGAGCUGGCAAAGUCAACCUCUUGAAGAAAGUACCAGCGCUAAAGGAUGGAGACUUCACGCUAGCAGAAUGCACUGCCAUUCUUCUGUAUUUGAGUCGAAAGUACAACACUCCUGACCACUGGUACCCAUCAGACAUACAAAAACGGGCCCAGGUAGAUGAAUACCUCUCGUGGCAUCACGCUAACAUCCGGGCUAAUGCUCCUAAGACCAUGUGGAUCAAGGUGCUGAUUCCUCUCUUCACAGGGCAGCCACUGCCCUCCGAGAAGCUCCAGGAGGUUAUGGAGGGGCUGUCCACUUCCCUAAAGCAAUUUGAGGAGAGGUUUCUGCAGGACAAGGCUUUUAUCAUCGGGAGUGAGAUCUCCCUGGCAGAUCUUGUGGCCAUUGUGGAGCUGAUGCAACCUGUUGGAGUUGGUUGCGAUGUCUUUGAAGACCGACCUAGGCUGAUGGAGUGGCGCAGGCGGGUGGAGGAUGCUGUGGGGAAAGAGCUUUUCUUCCAAGCCCAUGAGAUGAUCCUCAAUAUCAAAGAAGUCAGCAACAUUCAAAUUGAUCCACAGCUGAAAGAGCAUCUGGCACCUGUGUUGAUGAAGAUGUUGAAAUGAAUUAACCUACCUUGAUUUUUCUUGCCCUUUGGUUUUGGGUUUUUUUUUCUUUCUCUGACCUCCAGUUCUACAUGUUACUGGAAAGAGCACUGUAAUUCUAACACAGAAAUUGCAGAGUGUUUCCUCCCCUGCCAGGCCUUUUCUGCGUCUUUGGGGGUGGAAGCUGGGGAAGGUUCAAGACUUGAACCAUUAAAUUUAUACAGAAGGCUGAGGCCCUACAGGUUUCUUAACAUGUGCAUCUGGGUUUUAUUUCAGUGUCAGUCUUCUCAGAGAUGGUAGAGAUGUGAACAGUAUUUCCUGACAAAAUUUGAACCAGUCUACAAACUGGUAACAUUAGAGAACCGUAUAGGAUGAGGAUCAUGGGUUUCAUGUGUUUUAACAUUUGCAGGUCCUUCUCAAGUGGCAAGCACUGCGAAGCAUGCCUGAUCCUCACCUUCCCAGCUUAUCUGCACAGACAAGUACAGCACAAAACUACAGGCAGUCAUAAAAGUGAAAAAAUACUUUUUUUUUAAGUUUCUUAUUGCUGAGACAUCUUGCUUGGCUGUCCAUGUACAUUCCACACUUACGUUUGCCUUUAGGUUCCUGUGGGGAAGUUUCUUCAUAUUCAUUUACAACUGUGAAUCUUUGUAAUUCUUGGUUUAACCACUACUUUUGAUUUCUGAAAGCCUGGGGUUUGUUGGUGCUUAAUCUGCCAGUACACAUUUGGCAGGGUUUUUUCUAAUGAUUUGUGCAGUAAAGACCAAGCCACUUCAGAAAGCUGAUGAUGCCACAGCCUCCAAAUAAUUGCCUACCUAGAAUACUCUAUGCAUAUUAUAUAGGGAAUACACUGAAAGAAUGCAUUCACAGUGAUUUCUUGAAAGAGAAUGUAACAGCAAUCAGAUUUUUUUUUUCUGCAGUAAUACUGUAAUAGCAAUCCACAUUUCUCCUAGAAAAUGCAGAGGGAUAAUAAAUCAAGACAUGCUCUUCUGAGACUGUUUUGGAUGGAAGUUCACAAAGUCAGUCACCCUGUGCAGCUGAAGUAAUAAGAGAGAUUUUGUGGCAUUGAGCAACAUAUGCAUCACAAUAAAAGGGCAGAGAGUUGUUUUGGAGCUUUUGGGCUCUUUUUCUUGGCUGUGUUUAUUUUUGGUUAGCUGUAGCUCAAAUACAAAACCCUUUUGUAUUGCAGCACAAUUUACGAGGUUGAAAACAGCAAAUUAUAAAGGAUGCAGAAACUGGUGGACUAUAUAUCUGCAUAUUUCCAUUCCUAAGUAGUUGUUGCCCUUGAACCUUUCCCUAAAAUCCUUGCCUAAGAACUCUGUCUGUAAGAAUAUGAAAAAACAAGUAAAUAAUUCAGGAAUUGCUUCUCUCGGUAAUCAAAUCGUUUCUUUUCUUUCCAGUGCUACUAUGUCUUGGCUAGUGAUGUGUCUGCUGGUGAGUUCUAUAAAACCUGAUUUGUUCUGGUGAUGUUUUUCACUAAGGUUUCAGUUCUAGAUACUACUGAUGUAGUCCAGAGCUUAUGGAGAUCUUGAAAUUCCCUGUCUGGAAGGAGGACAUUAUAUACUUCAGCUUGCACUAGCAGGAAAUUUUGUUUUGUGAUUAUGUUCUCUGUAGAGACAAGAGACCUGACUGAAGACCCUUUCUUUUAAUGAACCAAACUACUAGAAACAGGCACAUGUUUAUUCCCACCCUUUUUUUCUUUUCUUCCCAGACAUUAGCUGAAUAAUACGUUUUUAUUGAUGUUUUAUUCACAAAAUAUUGUCUACAAUUGAGUUAAAUUUUAAGUGGGAAGUCAUUGAUUUUAUAAAUAAUUUUUGAGAGUGGAAUUGCUUAGUGGAUGAUGACACAUGCACAUGUCUGCAGGAAGGAAAAAGCUACCAUGAUUUUCCAAAGGCUAAGCAUGUUUGAGACUACUUGCUGCUGUGCUGUUCUGUCUUGGUUCUAUGUUCAUUCCCCUACAUGCAUUUUAAUCGCCUGCUCCAAGACAGAAACAAUAAACCAAAUGUCUUCAGUUUGUGAGGCCUUGGAACAAUCUGCCAUUCACAUGGUGAACCAUCAAGAGCGAAGGACAAUGCAUAUCAUUAAAAAUGUUUGUGACGGUC